Molecule: messenger RNA, 2019 nt
Organism: Schistocerca nitens (vagrant locust)
Lineage: Eukaryota; Metazoa; Arthropoda; Insecta; Orthoptera; Acrididae
Product: serine protease persephone-like
Exons: 7
Coding region: 19-1116 (365 amino acids)
Biological process (GO): proteolysis
Molecular function (GO): serine-type endopeptidase activity
Source: RefSeq, a predicted model, not a curated record
CAGUCGAGCACACACAAAAUGGCGGCUGCCGCUAUGCGUAUUACUGUGUCUUGCGUGUUGAUGUUGCUGUUGGAACAUGCAACGUCUAGCCCUCUCUUCCUGCAAGAGGUCGCCGCCUGCCCCUCGGGCAGCUGCCUCCGAGUGCGCCACUGCCCGGCUGCCCUGCUCGCCAUCCGCCAGCGCCGGCCGCUGCCCCAGCGCUGCGGCUUCUCCGGCCUGGAGGAGGUCGUCUGCUGCCCGGAGGCGGAGGCGGUGACGGGGGCGGAGACGGCCGCCGGAGACUCCAACGACAUCCCCAGCGGCGACGCCUGGGCCUUCCCUGCGGCAGAGCGGCGGCCCAGCGAGGCAGCCUGCAGUUCUUACAAAGCAAUGCGGGAUGGUCUGGAAGAUUACAUUCUUCGUGGGAAACUGGCUGGGCCGCAUGAAUUUCCACACAUGGCGGCGCUGGGCUUCAAAGUCCCCAACACGGAGGGCCUCAGCUGGCUGUGCGGAGGGACCCUCAUCAGCGACCAGUUCGUCCUCACCGCGGCCCACUGCUGCGCCAACAGGGUCACGGGAAGGCCAGUCAAGGUACGCCUGGGAGUAAACAACCUCACGGCGACAGCAGACGGCGCAGACUACGGGAUCUCAGAAGUCGUGCUGCACCCCAGGUACAGGAACCGGCGGUCUUACAACGACAUAGCGCUGCUGAGGCUGGACAGGAGGGUGGAGUUCAGCGACGCCGUCUUCCCCGCCUGUCUCAACACGCGGGACGGAGACCCGCCGAGCUUCACUGCCGCCGGCUGGGGCGCCACGAACGCUGCUGGAACGCGACUGAGCUCUGUGCUUCUGAAGACCACCAUCUAUCCACGUGCGUUAUCGCAAUGCCAAAAUGCCUACAAGGAGAGAUUUCCACAAGGAAUGGACUCGUCUGUGAUCUGUGCCGGAGACCCCCAAGGGAAGACUGACACAUGUGUUGGCGACUCCGGCGCCCCUGUGGUGAGUGGCCGCUCCGCCCCCUACACGGCGGUGGGCGUCACCAGCGUCGGCCCCAGGCCCUGCGGCGGCGCCCUGCCCGGCGUCUACACGCGCGUCUCCACACACAUCGGCUGGCUGGAGGGACGCGUCUGGCCCUAGCCACAGGCCAUCCCUAGCGGUGCGUCGCCACUGCUGCGCUCGUGGCCAAAGGCCGGCCCAGAGGUCCAACUCACCUGCACUUUGUAGCUGUCGUAGUACACAGCACCUGCCAAUCUGUGAUACGUUACAUGUGAUAGAUUUAUGUCUUUAUACUGUGUUACCUCUUAGUUGAGAAUUGUGUUUCAGAAAGUCUGUUCUAUAAUAUUUACUACAAGUAAUUGCUGCUCGAUUAUCACUUAGUUUUACAGCUCACUACAACUCUCUCUUACGUUUUUCCUUUUUUUUUUUUUUGUAUACUGAGGCUAUCAUUUGCUGAAGUACUUCGCUAGCACAAUUUGAUAGUUCAUCAUAUUUGUGACAAGUGUAUCGAAGUAUAAUGCGCCACCGCUGCGCUCAUGUCCGAAGGACGGCUCGGAGCCUCAACUCACCUGCAUUCCAUAGUCUGUGAAUCUGUGAUAAGUUACAUGUGGUAUAAGUCGAUGUAUUUAUACGAAGUUAUCUGUUAGUUGAGAAUUGCGCUCCCAGAUGUCUGUUUUGUAAUAAUAUAGGUAUUACAGAAGUAGAAUAUUAUUCUAAACGUAUUAAACAACUUGCUCAAUUAGCUCUUAGGUUUGCGUUUCACUUAAAGAGUACUGACGGUUUUUUAACAUGACUGUAUCAUACUCUAAUAAGGUUUGCUUGUAAAAUUCGUGAAACUUAAAUGUGUAUCCGAUUUAUGACUAUUGUAUCAACGUCAGAUCCAACUGAUUUCGAUGUAUACACAAAUUCAAAGCUAACAGAAAGUGUAUCGUGCAAAUUGCACUUAAAGUACAAAAAUAAGCUAGAAAAUACCUUCGAGGUAUAAUAAUGUUAAGCAUUUACAUUGUUAUUUAUUGUAUAAAAUCUGUGAUAUAAAUGAAUAUG